This is a messenger RNA of Rosa rugosa (rugosa rose), 1145 nucleotides long. RefSeq names its product B3 domain-containing protein At4g01580-like. The transcript is spliced from 5 exons. Gene Ontology annotation, molecular function: DNA binding. The record is from RefSeq and is a predicted model, not a curated record. Lineage: Eukaryota; Viridiplantae; Streptophyta; Magnoliopsida; Rosales; Rosaceae. The coding region runs from base 226 to 996 and encodes 256 amino acids.
AGGGAAUUUACUUGGUUAAGUCUUCUGCCCAAUAAUGGCAAGGUGGUUCUGCCUUCUGUGCAUCUUGGACUUUUAUUUCCAUUGUCCUUUAUUAUCCUAGCCUUAUUACAUUUUAUAAGUCCUGUUCUAGUAUUUUGCAACUUUGCAAUUGGUUCUGCAUUUCUUGUUACUUCUUCAAGCUUCAAGAGCUGAAAGUUUGGGGAGUUUGGACAAAAGCAGCUUCAAAUGGCUAGGAAGACUGAGCAUCCAGCAAGAAGAGAAGCAUUUUUCAAGGCCCUUAUGGGUGAUUUUUCUCAGCAUCUGCGUAUACCAUCAGCGUUUAUCAAGAACUUGAACAGACGCUCACUGCACAUAUGUCGUCUUAAAGGCCCUAGUGGACAAUGUUGGGUUGUGGAAUUGGAAAAGAGAGGCAAUCGAUUGUUUUUCCAUAAGGGUUGGGAGGAAUUUGUGAAGCAUCAUCCUCUAGAAGUUGGGGAUUUUCUGAUUUUCGGUUACGAUGGUGUGUCCAUGUUCGAUGUGACCAUAUAUGGCAAAACUUUCUGUGAGAAGAAUGUAAAAGCAGCCAAGAGGAGAAGUGACAGUAAUGGUAUUGCUGCCAAAAGAAGUGGUAAGUUGCCAAGGAGAAGUGACAGUCAUGCUGACAAAAGAAGGGCAGUUGAUGAUGUAGAAGAAACUUCUGUUCGACCCAUUCCAUUCCAAUCAAAGAAUUCUUUUAUCUGUAGAGUUUUGAAGGCACGUACAUUGUAUGAAGUGUAUAUUCCGAUGGAAGUAGUCAUAGCGGAAGGUUUAAAGGCUGGGAUGGCCAUAAAGAUUCAAGAUACAUUUGGGAUGUCAUGGCAUCUUAGACUCCGUGCUAACCAUGAUCGUGUGCUGAUGAGGUUGGGCUUGUCAAAUAUAUGCAAAGCAAACAAAACUUCACAUGGGGACACUGUGAUCUUUGAGUUUGUCAAGCCAAGAGUAGUGCAACUUCAUAUUAUCAGAGCAGGAGCUUACUAGCAGCCUCUGAUGCAUACUGAAACUAUAGCUAGUCUUUCCAAAAUAAUGUAAUUCCGCACUAGUACGUACUGAUGAGACAAUUUUACAUCAAGUUAGUUGUGUGUGUAUUAUGCAGACAUGACUGCUAAGAUUCUAUGCUUUUGUUUGAC